Molecule: messenger RNA, 1856 nt
Organism: Microtus ochrogaster (prairie vole)
Lineage: Eukaryota; Metazoa; Chordata; Mammalia; Rodentia; Cricetidae
Gene: Cyp2r1
Product: cytochrome P450 family 2 subfamily R member 1
Biological process (GO): xenobiotic metabolic process
Cellular component (GO): intracellular membrane-bounded organelle; cytoplasm
Molecular function (GO): heme binding; iron ion binding; oxidoreductase activity, acting on paired donors, with incorporation or reduction of molecular oxygen, reduced flavin or flavoprotein as one donor, and incorporation of one atom of oxygen
Source: RefSeq, a predicted model, not a curated record
UAUCAGACUCAGUUAAAGACUGCAGUUCUGAUAACCUCUUCACCACCCAUAGAGUGUAAUAAACAGACGGGGCAACUGUCAAUACACUUUAAGGACCGGCAUUCAGAGAGACAGGAAGCACCUAGCCCAGAGAGCAAUGCUCACAUGACCACUAAGUUGAGUGACCACAUUCUGGAAUGGGGCCUGUGGGCUCCGUGCCCGCCCGCGGUGGUGGUGCUCACCGAGGGCCAAGCCAAAUCAAAGGUUUGCAAACGGGACUCUGAGCCAGGGAAGAUCCUGGAGGUGGCUGACCCAAAGGGCCUGAGCCCACACUCAACGAACCAAUGGCCGUGGAGAAGGGGCGGGCCGUCGGGAGUGCAGCAGGGCCGGAGGGCGCCCCAGGCUCAGCGCCGCCGACUGGUUAGCAGCCUAGCCCGGACCCAUGUUGGAGCCUCCCGCAGUCCAGAGGUGUGCAGCUGCGCUCGCGGGCGCGCUCCUUCUGCUGCUUUUCCUGCUGCUGGUCCGCCAGCUCCUGAGGCAGUGGCGACCGGCGGGCUUCCCCCCGGGGCCGCCGCGGCUGCCAUUCAUUGGCAACCUCUGCUCCCUGGCCAUGUCUGCCGAGCUUCCCCACGUCUACAUGAGGAAGCAGAGCCGGGUGUAUGGCGAGGCUUACUCAAUUCUAGAUAUGGCCGUGGAUGGACUGGUCACAGAAGACUGGCUGUUAACAGUUUUCACUAUUUUGGAUGUGGUCAGAAAUCUUUCGAAUCUAAAAUCUUAGAAGAAACUCAGUUUUUAAUUGAUGCUAUUAAAACAUACAAAGGCAAACCUCUUGACCUUAAGCAACUAAUAACAAAUGCUGUUUCAAACAUCACCAAUCUGAUCCUUUUUGGAGAACGGUUCACUUAUGAAGACACUGAUUUUCAGCACAUGAUCGAGUUAUUUAGUGAGAACGUGGAACUAGCUGCCAGUGCUCCCGUCUUCCUGUAUAAUGCAUUUCCAUGGAUUGGCAUCUUACCUUUUGGAAAGCACCAAAAGCUAUUCAGAAAUGCAGAUGUGGUUUACGAUUUCCUUGCAGGACUUAUUGAAAAAAUUGCAGUCAACAGAAAGCCUCAUUUACCUCAGAAUUUUGUUGAUGCCUAUUUAGAUGAGAUGGAUCGAGGUAAAAAUGAUCCUUUAUCUACGUUCUCCAAAGAGAAUCUAAUUUUUUCAGUGGGUGAACUCAUCAUUGCUGGAACUGAAACCACAACUAAUGUGCUUCGCUGGGCAAUUCUUUUUAUGGCCCUCUAUCCUAAUAUUCAAGGACAAGUUCAUAAAGAGAUUGAUUUAAUUAUGGGCUACAAUAGGAGGCCUUCUUGGGAAGACAAGUGCAAAAUGCCUUAUACUGAAGCAGUUUUACAUGAAGUUUUAAGGUUCUGUAAUAUAGUUCCACUGGGGAUUUUCCAUGCAACCUCUGAAGAUGCAGUUGUACGUGGUUAUUCCAUUCCUAAAGACACAACAGUCAUUACAAAUCUUUAUUCUGUUCACUUUGAUGAAAAGUACUGGAAAAACCCAGACAUAUUCUAUCCCGAGCGAUUUCUGGACAGCAGUGGAUAUUUUACUAGAAAGGAAGCUUUCGUUCCUUUUUCUCUAGGAAGAAGACAUUGUCUUGGAGAACAGCUGGCUCGGAUGGAAAUGUUCUUGUUUUUUACAGCGUUACUUCAGCAAUUUCAUUUGCAUUUUCCACAUGAGCUAGUUCCAAACCUGAAACCCAGGUUGGGCAUGACAUUACAACCCCAGUCCUACCUCAUCUGUGCAGAAAAACGCUGAAAGUGCACAACUGUAUAUUGUGUGAUGUUUUACUCUUUUGGCUUUUUGAGGGGCCCACCACCCAGCUCCAA